AUGCUGCUCGACGAAGAUCCUGCCACACUCAUCCACCACACCAUCGGCAACUUCAACAUCCACCCCGAUAAACAAGCCGUCACCCGCAUCAAUGACUCCCUGUCCACGCUGCAACAGUCGCGCGAUCUGCGCAUGCGCGAUGCUGAAUCCGCCCUGCGAAAGCUCUCCCGCCAUCUGCACUCCCUGACUGCCCAGCACAACGAGGCCGUCGCCGCCCAUGACUCAUCCAAACACGCCGCCGCCAUGGUCGAGCUGGACACCAAGAAGUUCCGCAUCGCCAAGUCGGCCACCGAGCUGGAGAACGAGAGUGACCGGCUGGAGAGUGAGCUAGAGAUGCUGAAGGAGCGGCUGGCGGAUCUGGAGGCGCAGGGGCUGGAAGGUGACGAGGCGACUCGUCGGGAGCGUGAAGCCGACGAUGCCACCAUUCUCCGGCUCAAGAUCUACCGCUCGCUCGGCGUCGACAUUGAGGCCGACGAAUCCGGAACGUUCAACAAGGCGGUCAUUCGCAAUAGUCGCAAGGGCGACGUGCACGUCGUCAACGUUGAUCCCAAGUUCUCCCGGUUCUUCUACGCAAACUACUUUUGGUCGAACAUGCAAGGAUAG
Messenger RNA from Aspergillus terreus NIH2624, 603 nucleotides. Its product is annotated as kinetochore Spc24 family protein. The record is from RefSeq and is a predicted model, not a curated record. Lineage: Eukaryota; Fungi; Ascomycota; Eurotiomycetes; Eurotiales; Aspergillaceae. The transcript is spliced from 3 exons. Bases 1 to 603 code for a protein of 200 amino acids.